AUGACCAGGGGCAAAUAUGUGUACUGGAUGGGCCAGGAUGAAGAAAUCCCCCGAGGUGAACUUGGCGAGAUCCUUCGGUGGAGUGGUGAUGGAAGGAAGGUGAAAUUCGCCAAUGGUGAGCGGGACAUCCCUACCUCUGAAUUGAACGUGUGCAACAUCCAGAAAGGCACUUUCGUCCACUCAGUCGUCGGCGACUACGACUGGGAUACCCUUGGCGAGGUGACAGGCCUGGAGGGGGGCAGCUUGAUCAUCGAAGUCAAGGAAAAGACCUUGACGCGGAAGCCGAUGUGCGUCAUGCGGAGCGAUAUUCAGGCGGGCAUGUUUGUCCAUUGGACCAAAUCUAAUGAGAAGAUUCAGCGUGGGGUGAUGGGACAAGUGUACAAGCAGUUGUACUACAAGGGGGGAGUGAGAGUCACUUUUCCCAACGGAACUGGUGUCUAUGCGCCUUCAGAGCUCGUGCGCGCCCCGAUCCAGCACGGUGAUUACGUCCAGUGGAAAAAGGAAAAUGAGGACAUCCCGAAAGGUCAGAUCGGGAGGGUCGAGUUUGAGUAUCUCAAAUCAACCCAGGUCAAGGUCCGGUUUGCGAAGGGCACCUGGAUCUUUGAGGUUGACGAUCUGUUCCGACACGAGAUGCAGAUGGACUCUCUGGUCACAUGGUCCAAGUAUUGCGAGGAAGUUCCCAAGGGCGAGAUUGGCCAGAUCAUAGGCAUCAAGGUCGACGACGGUAUCCUCAAUGUCCGCUUCAACCAGGGUGAAUGGGGUUUCAAGCCCAAUGAGCUGAAUUUGCACCGCAUCCAGCCCGGAAACUUCGUGCUCUGGGAGAAAGCCGAUGAAGACAUCUUGGCAAACGAAAUCGGUGAAGUGGUUCGUGCAGUUGGGGGCAGCAACCAACUUGCUGUCCAGUGGCCGAAUGGCUUCUGGCCCAUCCGAACAAAGGAGUUGAAACGUCUACCGUUCCAGAGAGGUGACCGGGUACAGUGGACCAAAUCGGCUGAUCAUAUCCCAGAAGGGGAUUGGGGCAUCGUCCUUAGCGUCAGGACGCUCAAGGACGAGAGCUGCGACAACAACGCAACGCUCUGGUGCAAGUGGACCAAAGGCACUUUCAACAUCUCCCCACAGGAGAUGAAACGGACCCACCUGAGCGUUGAGAGCAUCAACCACCUCAAGAAGUCCUUUCAACGCUUCGACGCCAACGGAGAUGGCAAGCUGACUAGUGAAGAGCUCACUGGUGUGCUGUGCAAGCUUGGAGGCAUCAGUGAGGAAGAUUGCCAAGCUCUCUUUGCGAACCUUGACAAGGACUCGGACGGGAAGUUAACCACAAACGAGUUCAUCGACUACGUCUUCGGAGGCGGCCAGGCGACGGCCGCCCAGCGGAAGCUGCUCGCAGAAGGCUUUGGUCUGGAGGACGCGGUGGGCAUCGAGGAGGACCAGAUUGAAGAGGAAGACGAUGAUGAUGAUGACAACCCCAGCGACAACAACAACAUAAUAGUCGAGCCAGCGCCCAUGGUGGUCACCCUCGAUCCAGAUGCCGGUAAAGAUAUUGGGCCCGAGACGCAAGUCUCGCGAGCUGAGUGGGCCUCUGCGAUGCUGGUUCUGGGGGUCUGCCGCCAGGCGGCGCUGGACAGCUUUGAGAGCUGUGCUGCGGCCCUGGGGAAGGACGGAGACACCUUGGCUCUUGAGGACUUGGCUGGUGAGCUACACGGGGUCGGGGGCGCUCCAGGUGUGGAGGAACUCCGAGAUGCAGUUGGCACGGUGAAACAGGGUGGAGCGAUUGCUGUGGACCUCGACUCGCCUGCAGAGGAGAGUGAUGCCGAGCGUGCGCUGGCCUUGAAGACGGGGAUUGAUGGACUACUGUACCACCUCCAUGUGCAGAAUCAGCCUUACGAGUCAGCUGCUGAUGAGCUCCAGAAGGCCAAGUUGUCGUCUUUGGAGGCUCUGGUGCUUGGCAGCCUAGACGGAGACGCCCUCGUGGAGGCAGUGAAAGCCCAAGCAGCAGAUCCUCCGGUGCUUUCCGCUCUAUCCUCCUGGCAGCGUGCGCGGGAGAAUUGCAAGAAGGAGGUAGAGGCCAUUAUCGAGGCUUGCAAAAGCAGCGGCGAGAAGUACACGGAUGAGUCCUGGAACGCACUGGAAGACCCAAACGCAGUGAUGUACGUGGACAAGGAGAAGCCGGGUUGGGACUGCACCGUUGGAAAACCCUUUGGGUGGAAGCGGGCUAAGGAGAUGCGGGACUAUUACGAGCUCUUCCAUGAGGGGGGCAGCUUCCAGGAUAUCAGGCAAGGCCAAACAGGCGACUGCUACCUGCUCGGGGCGUUAGCCUCCGUGGCGGCGAACCGAAAAGGUUUUCUUCGCCAGGUCUUCGUAGCCUAUGACAUGGAUGUCGGCGUCUACGGCUUGUUGUUCUGCCAAGAUUCGCAUUACAAAUACGUCAUUGUGGACGACGUUUUGGGCCAUGAUCGGGGUGGACGAACUCCUCUGUAUGGUAGUAGUACGGAUUGGACCGAGAUCUGGGUCAGUAUCCUGGAGAAGGCCUUCUUCAAGCACUACACAUGCAUCGAGAUGUGUGAUGGCGGGCGAGGAGCUGAGGCCAUCGUCAGCUUCCUUGGCGGUGUCACAGGUCAAUACAGCAUAAACUACUCGGAGUACAACCAUCCCGAAGACUACUUCAAGCGUUUAGAAAGUGCACAGAAGGCGUGUGAGCUGAUGACAAGUGCCUUUACCAAACCGAGUAAAGGCAAGUAUGCAAACAUGGGUGGCGGCUCAUCUGGACAAUGCGGCGAGAGGGGUCUUCCAUUCGGACUGCAUGCGGGUCACUGCUACUCCCUGCUUCGCAGUGUGGAGACGGGUGGCCAUCAACUUCUUUGUUUUCGGAACCCUUGGGCCACUGGCGAGUGGACUGGUCCCUGGGGUGAUCGGUCCGAGGAGUGGACCGAUGAAGCACGCGAGGCCUGUGAUUACACGAAGAAAAACGAUGGCUUGUUCUGGAUGGCGGUCCAAGACUACGUCCAGCUCUCUCGCUAUGCGACCUUCAACCGCACUUUUGGCCCAGCGUGGCAGACGGUGAAAUCCUAUCACCGCUUUGGGAAUGGGGGAAUGCGGGCUCGCGCCAAGAAAGACUACCAAGCCCAGGAUAACAGUGAGAUCAGCUUCAAGAGGGGCGAUAUGCUGAAGGAUCUAGAACCCCACAGCCAGGGGACUUGGUGCAAGGGAACGCUCGAGAAGAACGGGGACAGGGGAUACUUCAAAUACAGGGACGUCCAGCAGCAAUCCACCGACAUCUUCAGGUUUGAGUUCUCCGUGGAAGGUAUGGCCGACAAUGCGCCCGUGAUUCUGUCUUUGAUGAGGGAGAACCAGAAGCUUUGUCGCGAGUGGAGCAAGCGCAAAGUGGACGGCCUGAACUAUAAGGACACCAGGUACAGCAAUGGCUACUGGUGGAUCUUCCAUCCAGACGGGAAGUUGUUUUGA
This is a messenger RNA of Symbiodinium necroappetens, 3462 nucleotides long. NCBI's taxonomy places the organism in Eukaryota, Dinophyceae, Suessiales, Symbiodiniaceae. The record is from the annotation of a GenBank genome assembly.